CGGUCCAGGUAGAGAUCUUGCAACCCAAAGAAGAUGUUAAGACGCAGCCGACUGCAUGCCAAGAAGCAGCAGCUGCUGUCGCAUCAGGAAGAGUCUCCGCAAGAACUGCAGGCACCAGAGCGUCUCUGGACCAGAAAAAGGAAAGCGUCAGAGGAGACUAAGAACACAGAAGACUGGAAAAUUGCUAAAAAGCAUCAAUAUGAGAUUAAGAGUUGUUGGCCACCCACGAUAACAGGAGGCAUCUCGCCUUGCACAAUUAUUGAAACGCCUCACAAAGAGUCAGUAACCACUGACUUCUCAAGAUUCAGAAAGUACAGAUUCAGAAACCUCUUCAUAAAUCCAUCACCUUUGCCAGAACUUAAUUGGGGAAAUUCCAAAGAUGUCUGGCUGAUCAUGCUGGAGAAGGAGGACAGAUACACUCACUGCAAACAUUUCACGUCACUGCAUCCUAGUUUGCAACCUCACAUGAGAUCAAUUCUGUUAGACUGGCUCUUAGAGGUAUGUGAGGUGUAUGCACUCCACAGGGAAACCUUCUACCUAGCUCAAGACUUUUUUGAUAGAUUCAUGUUGACACAAAAGAACAUUAACAAGAGCAUGCUUCAGCUCAUAGGAAUUACCUCAUUAUUCAUUGCCUCCAAACUUGAGGAAAUCUACCCUCCUAAAAUACAGGAAUUUGCAUAUGUCACUGAUGGUGCUUGCAGUGAAGAUGACAUUGUAAGAAUGGAAGUUGUUAUGUUAAAGGCUUUCAACUGGGAACUCUGUCCAGUGACUGCCGUUGCUUGGCUGAACCUCUAUCUGCAAGUGGAUGCUCUGAAGGAUGUGCCGAAAGUGCUGCUACCUCAGUAUUCUCAGGAAAAGUUCAUUCAGAUCGCACAGCUCUUAGACCUGUGUAUUCUGGAUGUGAAUUCUUUGGACUUCCAGUACAGAACACUAGCUGCUGCAGCGCUCUACCACUAUACCUCCACUGAAGCAGUUCAGAAAGCUUCAGGCUUAGACUGGGACAGCAUUUCAGAGUGUGUAGAAUGGAUGGCUCCCUUCGUGAGUGUGGCAAAAAAAGUCCCAGUGAAGCUGAAGAACUUUCAGAAGGUUGCAGCAGAAGAUCGACACAAUAUCCAGACACACACAAAUUACUUGGAGAUGCUGGAAGAAGUUAACAGUGGAGCAGCAUCUACUGCCCCUGGUCAGCUCUCACCCAUGUCAACAGGAGGAAUAAUAACCCCUCCCAAAAGUACAGAGAAGAAAUGA
Opisthocomus hoazin is the source of this 1245-nucleotide messenger RNA. The record is from RefSeq and is a predicted model, not a curated record. Lineage: Eukaryota; Metazoa; Chordata; Aves; Opisthocomiformes; Opisthocomidae.